Debaryomyces tyrocola is the source of this 1824-nucleotide messenger RNA. The record is from the annotation of a GenBank genome assembly. Lineage: Eukaryota; Fungi; Ascomycota; Pichiomycetes; Serinales; Debaryomycetaceae.
AUGGCAUUAGCUGAAACGAUAUUAAGAAAGCUUCACAAGUCUGGGCUUAUACCUAAGAUUGUCAAGUUAAUUCCUGUAAUUUCAUUUUUACUUGCUCUUUCAAGUAUUGCAUGGUUGUUUGUUUUGCCUUAUGAAGGGUUUUACAGAAACACGUACAUCUCUGAAAAUGCAUUAAUGCCAGGACAGGUUACUUCAUAUUUUAGAGAAAGUGAAUGGAAUAUAGUUAGAGGCUAUAGAGGAGAUGUUCAUAAUUUUGAACACAAGCCAAUCGAUGAAAGAAAUGCUAUAGUGGAGUCAUGGUUGACUGACAUUGGCUUGAAGACAUCAUAUCAUACUAAUCCAAAAGGUACUAACACAUUAUAUGGUAUAAUGCAUGCACCUAGAGGUGAUGAUACAGAAUCUAUGGUAUUGGCAGUUCCAUGGACGACAUCAACUGGUCAAUAUAACGAAGGAGGUGUAGCAAUCAGUGUUGCAUUAUUGAGAUAUUUUAAUAAAAUGUCAAUAUGGUCAAAGAAUAUCAUCCUAGUAUUUCCUGAAGACGGACACGCCUCUUUGAGAUCGUGGGUUGAAGCAUAUCACACUUCUUUAGAUAGGACUGCUGGAUCUAUUGAGGCUGCGAUAGUAAUGGAAUAUGAAGGAGUAGCUGAUUAUUUUGAUUAUUAUGAGAUUAAUUACGAAGGUUUAAACGGCCAAUUGCCUAACUUAGAUUUAUUGAAUACUGCAAAUACUGUAGGUCGCCAUGAAAACCUUCAGUGUUCUAUUCAAUCGACGCCAGCAAACCAAUUGCUGACCAAUACUUAUUUCUCCAGAUUGCGAGUUUUGUUCAGAGGUAUUUUGAACUUAGCUUUAGCUGGGUUAAACAGAAACACGCCUGGAUGUGAAGCUUUUUCUGGCUGGCUGAUCCAAGCAUUUACAGUUAAAGCAAGAGGUACUUCUGGACCUGCUGAUGUUACCCAAUUUGGAAGAAUAAUUGAUUCAACUUUUAGAUCAGUAAACAAUUUAUUGGAGAAAUUUCAUCAAUCAUUCUUUUUCUAUUUAAUGUUGGCACCUAAUCAUUUUGUAUCAAUCGGGACAUAUUUACCGUCGGCUAUUUUGAUUGCAGUUGCGUUUGCUAUUAGUUCAUUUGGAUGUUUAUUGAACAGUGGUCUUCAAAUGAGUUUAUUCUUGGGGACAUUUAAUAAAUUAUUGAUAAUUUUCACCAGUGUGGAAAGUAUAUGUUUUAUUAUUUCAAUAUUAUUACCAUAUUUGGUUAAAUUAUCCGCCAAUGAAGAGAAAUUAGGAGUGAAUAUUGUCCUCUAUGGCCUUAUAUAUAAUAGUGUUGCAAUUUCAAUCUCACCUAGUUUCAACAUUCCAAGUUUGAAGAAAUAUAAAUUAAGUAAAGAGUUGACUUAUAUGUUAAUUUCAAUGUCAUUGUUUUGGAUAGCAUUGUUGAUUACUACGUUGUUAAUUGUUCACUUUGCAUUAGCCUUAUCUAUUGGUUUUUUUGCAUUACCACUUACGUUUAUUCAGCCAAUCAUUACGAACGCAAACCUUAAGACAUUAAGUAACAGGAAAUAUUUAUCAAAGAUUAAAGUUACUGCAUGUUUAGUUCUGUCAAGUCCAAUUUUCAUCAUUUAUUUGAUUGGUAACGUUUUUAUACAUGAAAAUCAAGGUGCUACAGUAUUGAUGAGGGGCUUAUUAACUUCUUGGAAUGAAUUACAAUGCUGGACUUGGUUUAUAAUAAUAUUGGGAUGGUUACCUGCUUGGUUGAUUAUUGCAUUAAGUUGUAUCAUAGGUGAUUUUGAAAUGGACCAAGUUGAAUUGAACCUCAAAAAGUCACAAUAA